AUGAAAGAUGUAGUAUCAGCUACCAAUAAUUUUGAUUCCACCAAACUGAUUGGCUGUGGUGGAUUUGGGAAGGUGUAUAAAGGGGAACUCUCUUCCCCGAACGGACGAACCACAGUUGCUUUUAAGAAGUUAGAUCGUAGACAAGGACAAGGGAACAUUGAGUUUUGGAAGGAGGUCAUGAUGCUUUCCAAAUAUAAACAUGAAAAUCUUAUCUCACUCUUGCACAUUUGCAUCGAAGGUGAUGAGACGAUCCUCGUGUAUGAGUAUGCUUCUCGUGGUAGCCUCGAUAGAUAUCUAACCGAUGCUAGUACUCUCACUUGGAUCCGACGCCUGAAGAUAUGUGUCGGAGCUGUGCGUGGGUUACAUUUCUUACAUGAUCUCGAAGAGACGCAACAAAGAGUUCUUCAUCGAGACAUCAAAAGCGCAAACAUUCUUUUGGACGAGAAUUGGACGGCUAAAGUAUCUGAUUUUGGGCUGUAA
Molecule: messenger RNA, 480 nt
Organism: Helianthus annuus (common sunflower)
Lineage: Eukaryota; Viridiplantae; Streptophyta; Magnoliopsida; Asterales; Asteraceae
Product: probable serine/threonine-protein kinase PBL25
Exons: 1
Coding region: 1-480 (159 amino acids)
Biological process (GO): protein autophosphorylation
Cellular component (GO): plasmodesma; plasma membrane
Molecular function (GO): transmembrane receptor protein tyrosine kinase activity; ATP binding
Source: RefSeq, a predicted model, not a curated record